This is a messenger RNA of Diospyros lotus (date-plum), 1316 nucleotides long. Its product is annotated as probable O-methyltransferase 3. Bases 6 to 1100 code for a protein of 364 amino acids. Lineage: Eukaryota; Viridiplantae; Streptophyta; Magnoliopsida; Ericales; Ebenaceae. Gene Ontology annotation, molecular function: S-adenosylmethionine-dependent methyltransferase activity; O-methyltransferase activity; protein dimerization activity. The transcript has 2 exons. The record is from RefSeq and is a predicted model, not a curated record. Gene Ontology annotation, biological process: methylation.
UAUCUAUGCAGAACAAAGAGUUUAGCAUAAGGCACAAACUAAUUAACAUGGCUAUGGCCAAUGAAUACAACACUGAAGAGCUAGUUCAAGCUCAUGUCCUUCUCCGAAAUCAAAUCUUCGCCUUCAUAAACUCUGGAUCAUUGAGAUGCGCAGUUCAGCUUGGAAUACCAGAUGUUAUUCACAGCCAUGGAAAACCCAUGGCUCUUAGCGAGCUAGUUGCUGCGCUUCCAAUCAAGCAAUCCAAAGCUCACGGCAUUCAUCGCCUCAUGCGAGUUCUUGUCCAUUCUGGCUUCUUUGCUGAGCAAGAAGAAGGCUAUGUGCUCACACUCGCUUCAAGGCUCCUCCUAAAAGAUGAGCCGUUGAGUGUGAGAGCAUACGCCUUGAUGGCUUUUCAUCCUGCUAUGGUGAAACCCUGGAGCGUCAUGAGCGAUUGGUUCCAGAAUGAUGAUACUGCGCCCUUUUAUACAGCUGAACUGAAGAAUUUCUGGGAGUAUAACGCUGAAGAAACAAGCUUUGGCGAUUUGUUUAAUGCAGCCAUGGCUAAUGACUCCAAGUUCAUCGUAUACUUGAUGAUGAAAGAGUGCAAGGCAGCGUUUGAAGGGUUGAGUUCAUUGGUGGAUGUUGGCGGCGGCACGGGGACCGUAGCCCGGACCAUUGUUGAAUCAUUCCCCAACAUGAAGUGCACUGUGCUUGAUCUCCCACACGUGGUUGCUAACUGCCAGGGGAGUGAAAAGCUAGACUUCAUUGGAGGGAGCAUGUUUGAGGCAAUUCCUCCCGCAAAUGCAAUCUUACUCAAGGAAAUUCUGCAUGAUUGGGAUGAUGAAACUUGUAUAAAGAUACUGAAGAAAUGUAAAGAAGCAAUUCCAAGCAAGGAAAAGGGUGGCAAGGUGAUCAUCAUUGAUGUUGUGUUGGACAACCAGAAAGAAGAUGAUGGGUUUGUCCGAGCACAACUCUUUCUUGACACAAUGAUGUUGGCUGUCUUAACAGGUAAAGAAAGAACCAGGAAAGAAUGGGCACAACUCUUCUAUGAAGCUGGUUUCAGUCACCACAAAAUCACUCGAGCUUUGGGAAUUAAGUCUGUCAUUGAGGCUUAUCCUUGACUAUGGCAUUGGAGUUGCUAGACAACUUUCCUCUUUCUUUUCUCAAAAUCAUUUGAAUAAUGGACUACUAUUCUAUGCUUAAUGACUUGUAUACCUGGCUAGUUACAAACUGUAUGCUAUAGAUUGUAUCUUUUUUAUGCAUCAACAUAUUUGAGCUUUGCCUAUAAUAAUGUACCAUUUCUACUUGAUUGUUGAUAGCUAGAUGCAAAAUAAUCA